Cercospora beticola is the source of this 1311-nucleotide messenger RNA. RefSeq lists its product as uncharacterized. The record is from RefSeq and is a predicted model, not a curated record. Lineage: Eukaryota; Fungi; Ascomycota; Dothideomycetes; Mycosphaerellales; Mycosphaerellaceae.
AUGGUUCGCCAACAUCAUUUCCUCGCUGUUCCUAGCGCAGUGAUACGGAAGCAGAUCAAAUGGCUCGCAGGCGAGCAAGCGCGAAUCGAAGGCAAAGCAAGUCCACAUCAGGAUGCCAGGCGCCCAUCCGCCGACUAUACCAAGAAUGCACCUACCCCAGAAAAGGCAAAGAGACAAUUCCAUGCGUUGCAUUUCCACGCGGUGGAGCGAGCGGACUUGCUGCUUGAACAGCAUUUGCCUCACGAGGUGGUGCAGCACACUGGCUCUCUUCAAGAGGGCAAGCUAACAUUCGAGCUCCCGAUCGGAACACUCAACAUUGAAGUCGACUCUUGCUUGAAGCGCAUAAAGAUGUGCCGACUUGUAAGUGAAAUGUUCAUCUCGCGAAAUGUUGACGUACCGCCAGAACUGACAACAGCUCACAGUACCAAAGAGCUGGCGACUCAUGUGCUCCAAUUGAUUGAGAAGCACCUCGUCUCGCCGCAUGCUGAGCUUCACAAGUACGUGCAGGCACGUAGGAGCUCAUUAUCAGCGAGGAUGUUGAAGUCCGUCGCCAGUCCGAGGGACAUCUGCCGAGCUGCCAAUCUGAAGCAAUACGGCUGGAAGUUCCUCAAAGCGACAAGCAUUCGGGCUCACAAGCUUCAGGAGCGACUUCAGCAGCGCAUUGCCUCUAUGCGGGAAGAGCUAGAUGACCUGCCGAUCGCUACAUUGGCGUUGAGUGUCCCUACCAAUCUGAGGCUCAAGUCGAAAGCCCGCAUGAUUGACUACAUGUUGACGCCACGACAUGCGUUCCACGGCACCAACAGCGCAAUCCUCGAUAGCAUCGCCAAGUGGGGUCUUUUGGGUCCCGGAGACACCAACCCCAUGACCGGACUCGCGAUCCCAAAGAGAUUGGGAAGCACAUAUGGACCUGGAAUCUAUGUGACAACUGAGGUGCAUCUCGCAAACACGUACUCGAACUGGGACGAAGAAGACCUCUUAUUCCUCGAUCCCGCAGAACGUGCACCUGGAAAGAUCCGAAAGAGGGUAGUGAUAUGUGCUGUCAUUUUGGGUCGUGCUGCUCGAGUUACCUUGGCAGAUGGUUUCCGUGAGAAGCUGAACUUGUUCCCUGAUGCUCACAGUCACGUUGCAAACAACGGACAGGAAUAUGUCCUACCCAAGGAACAAGUUUUGCCCUUGUACAUUGCUGACUUCGACUGGGUUCCCGAAAGCGUGCAGCAAAAGAAGACCUACGUCGAAUAUGCAGAAAGCUUGGUCUGCCCACCUGCUGAAGGCGACGUUGACAAAUUGGGCCGGUGGUGGCGUCCCGAUUGA